GUCAGUUGCGCUUGGGCGCUCAAGCGGUAACAAUCUGCGGAAUACAUUCAUCUUCGAUCGAGAACAAGUGUGAAUAAUUGAAGGAUAACUCACAAAGUGUCAAAAAAAGGUUUCGACUAUCCAUCGUCAUGGAGCGCGAUGAGGCGUCCACCACGACCAGCGAUGAAAAGUCCCAGGAGGAGACUCCCACGGCCGAGGGUCUGGAGACCACGGAACCCAUCAGUUUCCUGAAGCUCUUCCGAUUCUCCACGUACGGAGAGAUCGCCUGGCUCUUCUUCGGGUUCAUAAUGUGCUGCAUCAAGGCCCUAACCCUGCCCGCCGUGGUCAUCAUUUACAGCGAGUUCACAUCCAUGCUGGUGGACCGUGCCAUGAUGUUUGGCACCAGCUCAAAGGUUCAUGCCUUGCCCCUUUUCGGAGGUGGUAAAACACUAACGAAUGCCUCUCGGGAGGAUAACAGCGAAGCUUUAUAUGAUGAUUCCAUAUCUUAUGGCAUUCUUUUAACCAUCGCUUCUGUGGUGAUGUUUAUAUCCGGAAUAUUCUCCGUGGAUGUUUUCAAUAUGGUGGCCCUGCGGCAGGUCACACGGAUGCGGAUAAAGCUUUUUACGUCCGUGAUACGCCAGGACAUCGGCUGGCACGACCUGGCCAGCAAACAAAACUUUACCCAAAGUAUGGUGGAUGAUGUGGAAAAGAUUCGCGACGGAAUCUCAGAAAAGGUGGGACAUUUUGUGUACCUGGUUGUGGGCUUCAUCAUAACCGUGGCUAUUUCAUUUGGCUACGGUUGGAAACUCACCUUAGCUGUGAGUUCGUACAUACCUCUGGUGAUCCUGGUCAAUUAUUAUGUGGCUAAGUUCCAAGGAAAGCUUACUGCCCGGGAACAGGAAUCCUAUGCAGGCGCUGGCAAUUUGGCAGAGGAAAUUCUCAGUGCCAUACGCACUGUGGUCUCGUUUGGUGGAGAAAAGUCCGAAGUGCAGCGAUAUGAGAACUUCUUGGUGCCAGCUCGAAAGGCUAGUCAGUGGAAAGGUGCCUUUUCGGGGGUCAGUGAUGCGGUCUUGAAAUCGAUGCUAUAUCUAUCCUGCGCCGGAGCCUUCUGGUAUGGCGUCAAUCUCAUCAUCGACGAUCGAAAUGUGGAAGAUAAAGAGUACACACCUGCCAUUCUCAUGAUUGCCUUUUUUGGCAUUAUUGUGGGUGCGGAUAACAUAGCCAGAACUGCCCCCUUUCUGGAGUCCUUCGCCACUGCCCGCGGCUGUGCCACUAACCUGUUCAAGGUCAUCGAUCUGACCUCCAAGAUCGAUCCGCUGUCCACAGAUGGCAAGCUCCUGAACUACGGCCUUCGCGGUGAUGUUGAGUUCCAGGAUGUCUUCUUCCGAUACCCCUCCCGUCCAGAGGUUAUAGUACACAGGGGCCUGAAUAUCAGGAUCAGAGCGGGCCAAACGGUGGCCUUGGUGGGGUCUUCGGGCUGUGGAAAGACCACCUGUGUGCAGUUGCUUCAGAGGUUCUACGAUCCGGUUUUUGGUUCAGUGCUGCUUGAUGACUUGGACAUCAGGAAAUACAAUAUUCAAUGGCUUAGAUCGAAUAUUGCCGUGGUGGGUCAGGAACCUGUAUUAUUUUUCGGCACUAUAGCCCAAAACAUUAGUUAUGGUAAGCCAGGAGCCACGCAGAAAGAUAUCGAAGCGGCUGCCACUCAAGCGGGUGCCCAUGAGUUCAUUACAAAUCUGCCAGAGAGCUAUCGCAGCAUGAUUGGUGAACGGGGCUCCCAACUCUCUGGAGGUCAAAAGCAACGUAUAGCCAUAGCCAGAGCUUUAAUUCAGAACCCGAAAAUCCUGCUCCUGGAUGAGGCCACUUCGGCGCUGGACUACCAAUCCGAGAAACAGGUCCAACAGGCUCUGGAUUUGGCCAGUAAAGGUCGUACAACCAUCGUGGUCUCGCAUCGAUUGUCGGCCAUUCGAGGUGCCGACAAGAUUGUCUUUAUCCACGAUGGUAAGGUUUUAGAGGAGGGUUCCCACGAUGACCUAAUGGCUCUGGAGGGUGCCUACUACAACAUGGUUCAUGCUGGCGACAUUAAAAUGCCCGACGAGUUGGAGAAGGAGGAGAGCGUUGAGGAGACCAAACGUAAAAGUCUGGCUCUUUUCGAGAAAUCCUUCGAGACAAGUCCCCUGAACUUUGAGAAAGGCCAGAAAAACAGCGUUCAGUUUGACGAAACUAUUAUAAAAGCCCUCGUCAAGGACACAAAUGCCAAGAUAGUUGAAACUCCCGCCGAAAAACACAACUUUUUCCGCACUUUUUCCCGAAUUCUGAAACUUGCUCGACCAGAAUGGUGCUACCUGAUCCUUGGAACCGUAAGCGCCGUCGCCGUCGGAUUUUUGUAUCCGGCUUUCGCGAUCAUAUUUGGUGAAUUCUAUGCAGCCCUGGCUGAACAGGAUCCGGAAGAUGCACUACGUCGCACAGCUGUUCUGUCCUGGGCCUGUUUGGGACUCGCUUUCUUGACUGGAUUGGUCUGCUUCCUGCAGACUUAUUUGUUUAACUAUGCGGGCAUUUGGCUGACCACCAGGAUGCGAGCGAUGACCUUUAAGGCCAUGGUGACACAGGAGGUGGGCUUUUUCGACGAUGAGAACAACUCGGUGGGAGCUUUAUCCGCUCGCUUGUCUGGCGAGGCAGUUGGUGUCCAGGGGGCCAUAGGAUACCCAUUGAGCGGAAUGAUCCAGGCGCUGUCAAACUUCAUUUCGAGUGUCAGCGUUGCCAUGUACUACAACUGGAAAUUGGCUUUGUUGUGUUUGGCCAACUGUCCCAUUAUCAUUGGAUCUGUCAUCCUGGAAGCAAAAAUGAUGUCCAAUGCUAUUGUGAGGGAAAAGCAGGUGAUUGAGGAAGCUUGUCGCAUUGCCACCGAAUCCAUAACGAACAUACGCACUGUUGCCGGGCUGAGAAGGGAGGCCGAUGUUAUCCGGGAGUACACAGAGGAGAUUCAGAGGGUGGAGGUACUCAUCCGCCAAAAGCUGAGGUGGCGAGGAGUUCUUAACUCCACCAUGCAGGCAUCGGCAUUCUUCGCUUAUGCCGUAGCGCUCUGUUACGGAGGUGUUCUGGUGUCCGAGGGUCAGCUCCCCUUCCAGGAUAUUAUCAAGGUGUCGGAAACCUUGUUGUAUGGCUCAAUGAUGCUGGCCCAAUCCCUGGCCUUUACCCCUGCCUUCUCCGCUGCCUUGAUCGCUGGUCAUCGCCUCUUCCAGAUACUGGAUCGAAAACCAAAGAUCCAAUCCCCCAUGGGCACUAUCAAGAACACCCUCGCCAAACAAUUAAAUCUUUUUGAGGGUGUUCGAUAUCGGGGUAUAGAAUUCCGAUACCCUACACGACCUGAUGCAAAGAUUCUUAAUGGCUUGGACUUGGAGGUUCUCAAGGGUCAAACGGUGGCCUUGGUGGGUCAUUCCGGCUGCGGAAAGUCCACCUGUGUGCAGCUGCUGCAGCGAUACUACGACCCAGAUGAGGGCAGUAUACACAUAGAUCACGAUGAUAUCCAGCAAGAUCUGACCCUCGAAGGAGUUAGGAACAGACUGGGAAUAGUUUCCCAAGAGCCGACUUUAUUUGAACGCUCCAUAGCGGAGAAUAUAGCCUACGGAGACAACCGUCGAUCGGUUUCCAUGGCGGAGAUCAUUGCUGCAGCAAAGAGUGCCAAUGCUCACAGCUUCAUCAUUUCACUGCCCAAUGGUUAUGAUACCCGGAUGGGAGCCAGAGGUACUCAAUUAUCCGGCGGUCAGAAGCAGCGAAUUGCCAUUGCCCGGGCGCUGGUGAGGAAUCCCAAGAUCCUGCUGCUCGAUGAAGCCACCUCAGCACUGGACUUGCAAAGCGAACAGUUGGUUCAACAAGCCUUGGAUUCAGCCUGCUCCGGACGCACUUGCAUUGUCAUAGCCCAUCGACUGUCCACCGUCCAGAAUGCAGACGUGAUCUGUGUGAUACAAAAUGGUCAGGUGGUGGAGCAGGGUAACCACAUGCAACUGAUUUCCCAAGGCGGAAUCUAUGCCAAGCUGCACAAGACCCAAAAGGAUCAUUGAAUAUUAACUAGACAUUUUUAUAGCUUUCACCAAACACCGAAAAACACUUGUCACCAAAAACUAAAUAAACUUUUACCCUAUUUUUUAUCCAUAAA
This is a messenger RNA of Drosophila gunungcola (fruit fly), 4132 nucleotides long. RefSeq names its product multidrug resistance protein homolog 65 (gene Mdr65). Gene Ontology annotation, cellular component: membrane. NCBI's taxonomy places the organism in Eukaryota, Metazoa, Arthropoda, Insecta, Diptera, Drosophilidae. Gene Ontology annotation, biological process: transmembrane transport. The record is from RefSeq and is a predicted model, not a curated record. Gene Ontology annotation, molecular function: ABC-type transporter activity; ATP binding; ATP hydrolysis activity.